AUGGCCAGCUCUUCAUCCGAAUCGACACAGGCGGGCGAAGGCCCAGUCGUGAAGUUCAGGGUCGACUUUUCGCCCAAGUCCACGUUCUCACACAUCACCCUUCAGUAUCUGGACGGUCACCGAUACCACGUGAAGCCCAACUCGUCUAUGGUGCAGAGCCUGAAGGACACCAAGGCAAUCUACGUCGGAAUCAAUCCGUUGUCGCUCGUCCCUGUUAUCGCGAAGAAAGAUCCAUCGCCAACCAGGACCAGGCCAGCCCUCAAGCUGUUUAGUGCGGACGAUUCGAGAGGCGUCCGAUACUCGCUCCCUGUCUUCCAAAUCGCCGAAGACAACGUCCCCAAACGGGCCACGGACCUUCUCGAUGGGAACUGGGCGCCUGUCCCCUUCGUUUCUCUCACAUACUGGCUGAGAUGUGCCCAUCUCUACGAAGCGUUCCAUCAGAUCCAUGAGUUGGUCUACUAUUGCCACCCCUUCAGGUUCACGGAGAAAAUCUUGCGGGGUGAAGCAUCCCCGGGUAGGGUGGCCGCCCAGGACUUUGUGUCCCCUAACCCACUGAUGGAGGAGCUUAUCCUCGUUAUGACCCCUCUAGCCAUGUCCCCUUUGGGGUAUGCCCUUCCCUGUUUCUUUAGGGCUCAAGUAUGCCCGAUUUUGCCGCCUUGGUUCCCAGAUGGGAAUUUCUCCCCCGAACGGAGCCUAACUUGGCCACGGCCAACCAAGGACUGGCGCUCUCUUUUCUGGUCGCACAUUCCACUGUGGAAUGGCUUUCCCAUCAAGCCCAGCGGACGCAGAAGCGGCCCCACACUGAGAGAGAUCAGACGUGAUCAGGAUACCGGUACCCAUGUUGAGAAUGAAGGAAUGGACUCUCAGCAUUCGGUUGCCACCGGCCAUGGCUACUCAAUCGCACCUCCCGACUUCUGUGGAACUUCCGGUCCUCUGCCCGCUGGACUCUUGCAACUCCUGAGCUACGCCCUCUGGGGGCCUGUCUGCGUCAAUUGGUGGCGGCUACAGAACACCGCCCGCACCAAGUGGGGUCUUGAGCAUGGCUUCACUCUCGCAGAUGCCACGUACUCGGUCAAGACUGGUCUCAUUAACUUCCCGGGUCUUGGAGACUUGGACUUCAUCCCCCCUGAAGUUCGCAGCGUGCUACCUGGGUCAUCUCAAGCCCUUGACAAGAUUCUGUGGAACGACUUCUUGUCCUCCCUGAAGGAUUUCACUUAUCCCCUCCGACACUGGGGAGACCUCCCCGAUAUCGUCACUCAGCGGAUGGCAGGCUCUACUCCAGUAGACGACGGAACCCUCAAGAGGAUAACGGCUAAACUGGUCAUCGACUACUUCCUAGCCGUUAUACCUAUCCACAUCGCUCACUGCAUGCUGAGCAGCAGGGCACCAAACUGGCUGCGUGGGAGCCAAGGCGAAGGAAAGAUUACAGAGGAGAUCCUUAUUCUAUCAGUAUCUACCCCGGCCGAUGCGACCGCGCGGUUCGACGCCUCUAUCAUGAACCGACACCGGUCGAGGGACCCAGCCUGGGAGCUAUCGAAGGCGAAGAGUACUCUCCUAGUGCAAGCGAGGACCGGGAAGAUUGGGCUUCGAGGGUUCCUCUUUACUAGGAGGGUCCCCGAGGUGGUAACGCCGGUAUGCCGCUGCGGUAUGGCGCGCGAGACAUUCGAACACCUCGUACUCGAAUGCAACGGAGCCGCAGAUAAACCUCAUCCCUGGCCAAACGACGGCGCAGAGCUACUGGAGUGGCUAGAUGACGUGGAGAAGGCUGCCAUAGUGGUGGGGAGGGUGCUUGGGCUGGGGAGGCUGAACGAGUUCCGGCUGGCGGUAGAGCUGGAAAAUGAGAACAACGAAGAGGCCCGCGGCGGGGCCGAAGCGGAGUAG
Molecule: messenger RNA, 1881 nt
Organism: Chaetomium globosum CBS 148.51
Lineage: Eukaryota; Fungi; Ascomycota; Sordariomycetes; Sordariales; Chaetomiaceae
Exons: 5
Coding region: 1-1881 (626 amino acids)
Source: RefSeq, a predicted model, not a curated record